Molecule: messenger RNA, 4378 nt
Organism: Myodes glareolus (Bank vole)
Lineage: Eukaryota; Metazoa; Chordata; Mammalia; Rodentia; Cricetidae
Gene: Diras2
Product: DIRAS family GTPase 2
Biological process (GO): signal transduction
Cellular component (GO): membrane
Molecular function (GO): GTP binding; GTPase activity
Source: RefSeq, a predicted model, not a curated record
GAGGGCGGAGCCGGAGGAGGGAGGCCAGAGCAAGAGAGCACGGCGUGGGAGGACUGCGCAGGGCCAGGCGUGUGUACUGACGGUGCACGGCAGUGGCACCGUGCUGGUGGUUGCAGAGCUGUGCAGAGCCCGGGCGGGUGCACAAGGCAGUGAGGGGCAGAGUAGGGCACAGGACGUUGCACUGGGCAUUGCAUUGGGCGUUGCACUAGAGGUGCAAUACUCUGGGUUUUGCACCGGGCGUGCAGUACUCUGGGCGGUGCACAGGGGCGGUGCGGGGCGCAGGGCAGCUGACAGCGUCAUCAGCUGGGAGCAGAGCGCGCUCCGCCUCAGCAGCCACCGCAUCGCGCCGCGCUCAGCGGGUCCCGAAGCUGCGCCUGGAGACUAGCCGCGCUGAGCGGGCUCUCCCCAGGUACUUCCUGGCCAGUAGCUGGAGUUCUGAAGCAACAUGCCAGAACAGAGCAAUGACUACCGGGUGGCCGUGUUUGGGGCAGGUGGUGUUGGCAAGAGCUCCCUGGUUUUGCGGUUUGUCAAAGGGACCUUCCGGGAGAGCUAUAUUCCGACUGUGGAAGACACCUAUCGGCAGGUGAUCAGCUGUGACAAGAGCAUAUGUACCCUGCAGAUCACCGACACCACCGGGAGCCACCAGUUCCCCGCCAUGCAGCGGCUGUCCAUCUCCAAAGGCCAUGCCUUCAUCCUGGUCUACUCCAUCACCAGCCGGCAGUCCCUGGAGGAACUCAAGCCCAUCUACGAGCAGAUCUGUGAGAUCAAGGGGGACGUGGAGAGCAUCCCCAUCAUGCUGGUAGGGAACAAGUGUGACGAGAGCCCCAACCGUGAGGUGCAGAGCAGCGAGGCGGAGGCCCUGGCGCGCACGUGGAAGUGUGCUUUCAUGGAGACAUCGGCCAAGCUCAACCACAAUGUCAAGGAACUCUUUCAGGAACUGCUCAACCUGGAGAAGCGCAGGACCGUGAGCCUCCAGAUCGACGGCAAGAAGAGCAAGCAGCAGAAACGGAAGGAGAAGCUCAAGGGCAAGUGUGUGGUCAUGUGAGAGGCUUCCACGUAGAAGGAGCUGCUGCCCUUAGGGCAUCUCUCUUCCUCCCCCCCACCCCCUGUGAACCCCACUGUUUCAGGGCAGCAUGUCUGAUGCCCAUGUGUUAAACAUUGCAUUUGGCUGUGACACACCCUGCAGUGUCCUCAAGAGGCAUUCCAUCCCCCCCAGCAGCCCACCCCUCAGGAGUUGCCAAAUCUGCGAUGCUCUCUGCAUCCCUGGAAACCGAGGCCAGUCCUGAGCGGGCUUCAGCCAUUUGAAGGCGAGGGGACUCAGAGCUGUGGACACAGGAGAAACGGAGAGUACUGUGUAAUGCAUGUGUGUGUGUGUGUGUGUGUGUGUGUGUAUGUGUGACAGCAGGUUAGCCCUUAGCUACUGGUACCAUCCCACACCAGAAAACGUAGUUCAGAAUCCACUAACGUCUUUGGGGAAGGAGCAGGCAGUCAAAGGAGGCGAGACACCAGUGGGUCCAGCGUGGACCUGUGGACCCUAGUGGGUCCUGUCAAUGCAUUUAUAGUGGGAUUAAAGACAAAAUACCAUAGCCCCCUCCAAAUGAUGCUCAUGUUGUUCCUACUGACACAUAAUGAAGGGAUGGAUGCCCUCACUCCCUCAAAGUCUCCUUACAAGUACCAUGUCAGUCUGUCAUUUGUACACACUUCACAUGCAAGGCAAGGACACACGGCAUGAUGCUGUGCCAGCACUUCUUCAGGUUUUGGGGCAGGACAUUGUGACAUCAUGCAAACAUCGCAAUAACACCCCCGUGUGUGUGUGUGUGUGUGUGUGUGUGUGUGUGUGUGUGUGUGUGAUAUACUUUGAGGGUCCUAGAAACAUGAACUUCCUUUCUUUUGACCUUCAAGGGUGGCCACUUCUCCCAGCCCUCAGAUUUUUAAAUAAAAGCAAAUAAAGUAGGCAUUUUUUAGACUCCCACCUUCCCCUCCCUUAAGAUGGCUUUCUUGUCUUAAAUAACUCCGUGCGUACCCAGCUGGGAAACGGACAGCCAAGAGCAUCUAAUAACCAAAAGCACACCCAUUUUUCUAAACGACAUGAGCCUGCAGAUGCUCUGCGCUGCCCCUCAAUGAAAUACUCAGAAACAGACGUCAUUCACUGUGUUUUUAACAACUUAUCUAUAUUGGAAGUAGAUCGCUAGAAGAUGCAUUUAAUUAAUAGUAAUCUCCCCCCUCCCGUUCCUUGUUAAAUGUCCUUAAGUUCCUCAGUGUGGUGUGCACCCUGGAACAGGUCCUUUCCUAAUGCCUGUGUGUGUAUUCUGGAUUCUUCCGAACAAACCAGCCAUGGCUUGAGGCAGCAGAGGCCAUGCCAGCUGCAGAUAGAUCGCUCUCUCUUUUCUGGGCACAAUGCCCUCAGCUUAGUCCAAUUUGCCUGCCAUCCUGGAGUCUGUCUGGGUUUUGGUUCUUGAAAAUUCUUACUCCCACAGCCAAUGAGAAGGAGCUCCUGUCUCACCUGGUGGGACAAACCCAUGCUUGCCUCAGGUGCUGGCUCAGCCAUUCUCUUAGCCAUCUUACCGUUGACCAGUCGGCAGGUAGAGAGGACUGCAGCACGGGGAGGCCUAUAUAGUGGCCCCAUGGCCUCUGUGCAGAGCUCCCGAUGCUGGCAUGUUGUGGUAGGCCUCUUGUUCCGUGUAUGCCUCCAAAGCACACUGUAUUCAAACUCCUUUGUUUCCUCCAGGCCUCUAGAAUUCAGUCUCCUUGUCUGACCUGGCCCACUCUGCCCUGUCAAUCAUAGCUCACCCUGGCAAUAUGCUGAGGGUUGGGAAGGUCCCUCAGGAUACCGUAUGACUCAGUAAUCUUACCAUUUCUGUGGACUUCUAAAACAAAAUCCUUGGAAACCUGGGUGAGCAGCCACCCUGAAAAAUGAGGAAGCUCAGGAGUCAACCAUGAGCUCAGACUCAUUCUGGGCCCCCUCCGAGUCUCUUCUGUUGGCUCUUUCUGUUCCCUAAAGCCAUUCCCUAUUCCAGGAAGAUUGAGCUGUGGAGUUUUUUGUUGUUGUUGCUGCUGUUGUUUUUUGAAUGUCUGUAAUCUGUUGUUCCAUUUCUUCCUAUUUCUGUUCUCAGAGUAAAUGUGUCAACUUGCCAUUUGGGUGUGAGAUUAGUGAAGGAAAGGCCAUGACUCCGUGGCUGACAUAGGAUAUAUAUAUAUAUAUUUGUGGUGAUCCCUUCACACUUAGUAAAAUCCUGCCUCUCUCACUGACAGGAGCCACUUUAGGUGGAACGUUGCUACAAACUUCGCUAUUCCCAGCGACCACAUCAGGGCUCUUUGAGAUCCUUAAGUCAGUGUCCAUAUUCCUAAGUAUUUUGUUCUUCAUCGCCAUGAGAAUCUUGUGGUUAUUCCGUUCACAGUCCUCGUUCCUUUCUGUUCUGCCUGUGAGUUUAGAGGUUGGGAGGCUGCUAAAGCCUCCCUCGCUGGGCUUCAUUCAGACACUGCUUUUCUCCUCUCGGUUGAGCUGAGCCCUGGGCACCUAUCUCGACAUCUCUUUCUGCACAUGUCCCUCUGACUCAGGAGCUGAGGGUGCGGUACUACUGGGCAGUGGCUUUCAGCCUUGCUCUGGUCCCAUUCCAAGUCAUAAAGCUGAGAUUCUUGGUGACAUCCUACGUUGUACACGGGACUGGAACCUUCUGAUCCAGCCCCAGCUCAUUAUAAAACUUGAAGUAUUGCUUUGAAGAUGGCACUCUGGGGUUAAGCACGGGGCUCCAUGAGUUCCCUAAUCCCCACCAGUCCCCUCUCCAUUCAGUGACAAGCCAUGGGCAUGCAUCCAAUGCAUCAAGUCCAACAAAGAGCAAUAUCCAAUUGUCCACUAGAUCUAAAAUUAUAUAUAUUAUGUAAUUUAUCUUCCUGCACUUUUGAAGUAUAAAGUAGUAAAUUGUAUAUAUAUCUAUCUCUAUAUAUCCAUAAGCUAGUAUAUCUGUUUCACUAUUUGUAAUAUUUGAGAACUGCUCAUUCUUUGUAGAACACAAAAAAUGUAUUAAAUAUUUUAAAAUUGCGCUGUGAUAUUCCUCCCUGCCCCAAGUUUGUAAAGUGUUGGUCCUACACAAGCCGUCUGGAAAGGCCAUAGCCAAAGGGGCGUGCGGAACUCCUACAGGCCACAUCCUGGGAUUCCGUAGCCCACAAAGACUUUGUGUCAAUCAGAUACCUGCAGAGAAUGACCGCUGGCAUGCGAUGCCGGCACAGGCUCCCACAUCAGGUACUCGCUCUUCUGGCUUCAUACUUGGUUAUGUCUGACAGAUUCUAUGGUUAAGAAGAUCAUCUCACACAAGGUCCUAGCUGCAGUGAUGACCCCAACCCAUGGAACCAGUUACAAUAAAGCUCAGUUAUGACACUG